Molecule: messenger RNA, 854 nt
Organism: Aspergillus aculeatinus CBS 121060
Lineage: Eukaryota; Fungi; Ascomycota; Eurotiomycetes; Eurotiales; Aspergillaceae
Exons: 2
Coding region: 309-794 (161 amino acids)
Source: RefSeq, a predicted model, not a curated record
CCGUACUCCGCCGCCUUCUCGCCCGGCGCUUUCCGUCCCCACAUAGUAUGAGUACAAAGUGAUCAAACAACCUGGAAGGACACUGAAACCAAUGCUUAAUGGAGGCAAGCACAGGUGAGGAUGCGCCAGCGACGUCUCCAAAAGCACUUUCUCAACAUGAGCCUCAUGGAGUACAGCUCACAUACAACUCGGUUCGGCCUCCCCAGCUCACGUUCGGAUAUAUAUGUUUUCCAGGGAAACCACGAAACAAUUUGUUACUUGUGUGCAACCGGCACUACAUUGCAGCAAUAUAAUCGUUCAGGUUGAGCAUGGUGCCAUGCCAAGUUGACAAGAAAUAUUCUCCUCGAAUUUGGAUGUCGACCGCACGGAUGUUGUACAUAAGCUCUGCCGAACUACGGCAUUCUGGCUCCUUCCCGUGUUUGGAUCCUCCAAUCCUUCUCUCGUGCAGAACGUUGACAAUUAUAGGAAAACCGCCGAAAUCUUCUCACUCCCAUAAAGAAUACAAGAAAAAAAAAGCAGAGUUGACAUGGCUUAAAGCACUGUGUUUAGGUCACGUUGAGAGAAAGCGGCAAGGGAGAGCCCGGUCAAGUGACCGCCGCAGCCCUCACCUCACCAGCAUUAGGGGCAUGCGUGGAAGAGAUUCAGACCUCAACAAGGAGCAACAAGAGUAUCAAUUUCCAUGCACAGAACGCCACCGCGAGAAUAAAUGGAUGUGGAAUGAAUCUACCCCGCCCCUGCAGAUUGCAUUGCGUGCUGGACCGAUAAGAGUGCAAAUUGGACCGAUAAACAAAUAGAUUGCCAGUUAUCUAGACGUGCCGAACCACCGCCCUAACGCUCACCCACCCCCUCUUUCU